AUGGCGUAUAAGCUCGUUUAUCUCAUUCAAUCCUCACUGGCUGCUAAAAGGUGUGAUGAGAAAGGAGAUGCAGAUAAAAAUGAUCAAUGUUUGACACCUUCCUUCAAUGAAAACGUACUGUGCAAUAAAAAGACUUUAAAUACCAUUUCAAUCUUUAAAAACCUAGACCACAAGACCAACAUCAACAACAGCUGCAUAACCUCUGAAAGCCUCAAUAAUGAGUUAUUUCAAACAGUUCAAAAAAUUUUACUAAAAUUUAAAUCUUCAUUAACUGAAGGAAUGUACUCGACAACAACAACAAAGCCGCAGCAGCAAGAUAACAUUGAAACAAUAUGCUUGCUACCAUCAGUAUCGUUAUUUACAACAACAACAACAUCAUCAUUCUCGUCAACUCCAUCAACAGCAACAACAACUUCAACAAAGUUCAACAGAAACGUGCAUGCAAUGACAAAGUACAACCAUCUCUACAAAUCCAGCAACAAAAAUUCUAGCAUAUUGAAACUCAUUCCUAUUUUUCCAAAAAGUACAACCACGACAACAGAUGCAGAGACAACAGCAAUACAUAGACAUCACAUCAAAAACAUCAACAACAGAUUCUUUUUCACAGGUCCAAAGACAACAAUGACAUCAAAAACGACAUCAUCAUCACUGAUGGAGGAAACUGGAAACAACGAAAGAACAUAUCAAUCCAGCUGCACCAUCUCAAAUUUCAAUAGAUUCAGUUUUCUUUACAAAAAUCUUCACAGCAAUGUCAAUUAUAAACACGUCAGCAGCAGUAACACCAGCAACAACCAUAUUAACUCUGUAACUAACCAUUGUCAGUGUAACAAUAAAUUAAUCAACCUAAAUCAUAACAAUACUAGCAGCAACAAUAGUACUGGUAUUAACAAUAAUAUUAUUAAAAAUACCAACAAUAAGGACGAAUUUGAUUGGAUAGCUACUUGGCAUGUGGAUGGAACAAAAAUUUCUUGCCGAGAUGAAUUCAAGUACAAAAAGUUUACAAGCAAGCAUGCAACCUUCAACGCUAAUGACAAAUGUGACCACAGCAACAACAACAACAACAAUAAUAACAACAACAACGACAAAAUUAAAGAGAAAAACAUAAAAACACCAUGUAAAGGGAAGAGUGUUGCGGACGAUAUUAAUAAUAAUAAUCGUUAUAAUAAUGAUAAAGUGGUCAGAGCUCAGAGAUGCAUUGAUAAUGAAAAUGAUGAUGGUGAUAAUGAUGAUGAUGCUAAUGACAGUAGUGAUGAUGCUUUGAUAAUUGUUGACGACAACGACGAAAAUGACGGCAUUGUUGAGGAUGAUGAUGAUGAUGAAGUUAUUGAUGAUGAUGAAGGUGAUAGUGGUGACAAAAAUAGAGACAACUUUAACAGGAAUGUGGAUGGUGUUGAAGCAUACAACAAUGGCUCUGGCGAUACAGAUAGUGAUGACACCUGUUCUGGUGACAAAUUAUUUAUUGGUGAAGACCGUACUAACAAUUUACCAAAGACUAUUGAAGAGGUUGAUAUAAAAAAAUCAAAGCACUUACCUUCAAAUCAUAUAGAAUCUUUGGUUGUCAAAAAUAAGAGGAAAAGGAAACGGAAGCAGUUGCUUCUGGAUGAUGAAUUCUGUUGA
Messenger RNA from Helobdella robusta, 1617 nucleotides. RefSeq lists its product as hypothetical. Lineage: Eukaryota; Metazoa; Annelida; Clitellata; Rhynchobdellida; Glossiphoniidae. Bases 1 to 1617 code for a protein of 538 amino acids. The transcript is spliced from 2 exons. The record is from RefSeq and is a predicted model, not a curated record.